Molecule: messenger RNA, 789 nt
Organism: Cercospora beticola
Lineage: Eukaryota; Fungi; Ascomycota; Dothideomycetes; Mycosphaerellales; Mycosphaerellaceae
Source: RefSeq, a predicted model, not a curated record
UCUUGACACUCUGUUUGUACUCUUGUACUUUUUCUGCUUCCUUCUUUUAUUUUUGAUACUGAAGAUCACUCUCAUACCAAGACGCGUUCCUGGAAAGUCUAAUUUGAUCUAAGCAUCAUCCUUGAGAAGCUUCACUACUUCAUUCGAACGAAGACGCAGCUCCCACAUCACAUUUCGAGCUCUUGCGACAAUCAUCUGGAGGAAGAAAUUUUGAAACGGAAACGAGUUCCAAAAUGUCCGCCACAAUGAGACAAAACCUCUUCAAAUCCGCUGCUGCAUUCCGCGCCACGGCUGGACCUGGACCUGCUGCAUCGAAGCGAAGCUUUCAAGCUGGAAGGGUUGUGUUUGCUGGGAAGGAGACGAAGCCAGGCAACGAAGACCCCGAAGCACGCAAAGCCGAAAUCGAACACCACAAACAAGCGCAAUUGCGAGAGCAAAAAGAGGGGAAGAAUGAAUGGAAAGAGGCGAUUGCGAGUGAGAGUGAGAGUAUUGCCAAAGCGGAUCGAGGCGAGUUGAAGGCCGACAAGGCUAGUAUUAAGGAAUUGCAGGAAGAGAGUGCGAAGGCUGCGAAGAAGGAGAGGUCGUAGAGGGCAGGCCUUUGGGGAGGAUGUGACAGAGACAGAGACAGGAUGCUGUGAAAAAUAGGACUGGCAGAGAGAUACACCAGAUCGCGCGGGGUUGAAGAGCGACAGCUCAUGAGGCGGCGUUUGGCGCUCAGCUAGCGAGGUUCGAGGACAGUGGUAUGGCAUGCAAUGACAAUACCUGAAAUCGAUCAAAGUUCGAAUGGAA